Adineta ricciae is the source of this 2283-nucleotide messenger RNA. NCBI's taxonomy places the organism in Eukaryota, Metazoa, Rotifera, Eurotatoria, Adinetida, Adinetidae. The record is from the annotation of a GenBank genome assembly.
AUGACAACAAAUUGUCCAUCUUUUGUUCGACAUCAAUCACUUGAAGCAACUCAAGUUAUUCCGUUAUUCGAUUCAACUACAACAACAUUUACAUCGACACCGCCGUUUAAACCCAAAGCUGGCGAAGUUUAUGUCAUGAAACUCGAUAUUGGCCAUGAAAAUGAUUGGCGCAGUGAUGGCUAUCGAUGGGUUCAGAUAGCUGCCCGACGUUUACCAACUCAUAAUCCCGUCAUAAAGAAGUGCUAUUUCCAUGCGGGACAAAAAAACAAGAAGAAAAGCAAAGAUUUUGAAAAGCAAGCAUUCGUCUCAUUGGUUGAUCCAUCCAAAGUCGUCGUACAAUAUCUUGGUGACGAAAACGUCGCCGAAGAAUUUCCACAUGGAAAUUCGAAGAAGAAUACCAAACCAUUCUUUCGCACGCGUCCAUCGUUAUUAAACAAACUGAUAUCGGAGGCAGCGACCAACGCCGAAACAUCGCAAAUCUUCAAGCAAUAUACGUCGAAUAAUUCCAAUGAGCAGGAUGAUGUUGACGAGGAUGACGAUGAUGAUGAAGGUUCAACAGUUAAUAAUUCUAUGGAAGCAGAAGAAACAGUCGACGAUACCGAUCAGAAAAAAUCAUCAAUAAUUAAAAAUGAACCGAAAAAGCCAAAAGUUGGCCCCGAAGUUCUAUCACAACCACGUAAUAUCGAACAGAUCAGAAAUGUGAAACGACGUUUAGCCCGUCGUCUAGUUGCAUCAGCUGAUGAAAUUUCGGAAUUGUAUCGUUUUGCGCGUGAAACGCCCAACUACAUCGUUCGUUUUACCCUAAUACCAAAUAUCGUUGCGAUUGCCUUUUCCAAUGAAUCAAUGCAUGAAUUUAACCUCCUAUUAGAUCAUCCUGAUCUGCUAUCCCAACAACAAGUUCUUAUUACAUUCGAUUCGGCAUACACUAUCAAUGCUUUUCAUGUGACUUGCGUAUUCUACCGACAUAUUGCAAUGAAAGAAGAACCAUGUAUUUUGCUUGGUUGUGCAUUGCAUAAUCGUCGUUCGGAUGAUGUUUAUGAAUAUAUUUUAACACAUUUAAAACAACAAUGUCCAAAUAUUGAAUCGCGUUGCUUAUUUAUUAUUGACAGUGAAGGAAAUACGCUGAAAAAUAAUUAUUUAUCAAUCUUUCUCCCACACUUACGUAUUAUACACACAUGGAAUUAUGUUUUCUCACAAUUGCGUGCUUGGUUGUUACAGAAUGGUCGAACACAGGCUGAUUAUCAAUUUUAUAAUGCCGAAUUGAAAUCGUUAUUGUUGUGUGCUGAUCUGUUGACAUUCACGCGCUUAUACGAUCGAUGUAAAUCCAAUUGGACACAAGAAUUUCGAACAUACUUCGAGCAAAUUAUUUUACCAUUAGUUGAUACUGAUCUCGGCUCAUGGGUAUUGAAGAAAUAUGACUUAUUCGAUGCUUAUUCAGGAAUCAAAGGACUUGCAGCACAAUUACGUGAUUGGCGUGAAUCUCGUUUUGAUAGUGGUGCAAUGGCAUUCUACUGGCUACAAAUGUAUUUUGUUCAACAAAUACGAAAAUCUUAUUCUCGUCUUGGUGGUAUUUAUGUAUUAAAAUCAGGUAUCUAUGAAAAAUGGGCGAUCACUGCCGUCACAUCGAGUGCUGCUCAUGAACCAAUAAAAGCGUUAGUACCUGAGAAGAUUGUUGAACAUGUACGAGCGAAAGUGAUAAUUUCAUCUGUGCAUCAUCCUCAUUUGCAAGCAAAACGUAGCGGUGAACAACAAAUUUUAACUUUAUCACCUGUAAAAAGACUUAAAACGACAACAUUCGAUGGUACUCAACAUCAUCAUCACCAACCGUGUAUCAUUGCUACCACAACAACAACACCACAUCAAGUCACGACAGCUGAUCUGAAAGCAACAUUACUCGCUGCAGCGGCAGCUGCUCAACAACAACAACCGAGAACGAUGACUAUUCGUCGUAUUGCGGCAACGACCAGUCCACAACAUCAACAACAGCAGCAACAAACAACAUUUCGACUCACCACUGCACCAUCAACAUCAUCUUCACAGCAGCCACAACAAUUCAUCAUCACAACAGCCGGCACCGCACUACCAUUAGCUCAAGCAACCACAACAGCGACAGGACUGGUGGAUGAUGGAUCGAUGUACGAUGAUGGCACAGGGGAUUUAAGUGGCUGUUUAGUGACAACUUCAUCCCAAUCAUCAAAUUCCACUGCAGCACAAACACGUUCAUCCUACGUUCGUCCGUCGUUACCGACCAAUGUUCUUCGUUUGACAGUUGUACGCAAAUGA